CUUUAAAUUGUAAUAUAUUGACGUCUGCAGGGUGAUGUCGUCUAUUUAAAAGUUUGAAGAAGUGAGCCAGGAAAAAUUGUGAAGUUCUCAGAUUUCAUUAUUCACAAAGGAAAAGGUAAUCUUAAUAUUACAUAGAAUCUCAAGUUAAUUGAUUACUCCGUAUAUUGAAUCAUUUGACACCCUAUUAUAAAUGUAAUUUUUGAUUGAAGUAGUCUUCUUUUUUUAAGUUAGGAAUCUGAUUUUGAAUUAUGAGUGUAAGUGUUAAAUAUAAAGGUUUUUCAAGGGUUAUAAUUCAAUUAGUCACUAUCCAUAUGUUCCUGCGCAAGACUAUUUGUAAAAUUGUUUGUUUUAAAAUUUUAAUGGUCAUAUAUACAUUAUUUUAUGUUUUCAAAAUUAUUUAACAGUCCAGACAGUGUUUUUUAUGAACCAAACUGUAUUUGAUAUGAAGUGAUUAGCAUUUUAUGUUAAAGUGUUCUAUCUUGUAACACUGGUGUUUUCAAAUCAUUUUCCUUUUUAAGAUUACACCUUGAAAUUUGGUUUGUCAUUUCUUAAAAGGGUUUUUUAAGAUGACCAAGUCGUUAGAUGAGUUUAGAAGUAUUUUUUAAAAUCAGAAUCAAGAUUAUUGCAAAGACAAUGGCAAAAAAUAUAAACAUAUGAACUUAUUUCAUGAUUUCAAAAGAAUGUGUCUUGCACUGUUUUUUAUGUACCAAACAGUAUUUGAUAUGAAACUUUCAAAUCAUUUCCUUCUUCACUUUACCCCUUCAAAUUUAGUUGAUUAUUUCUUAAAAGGGAUUCUUAAUGUGAGCAAUUUUUUAGGAUUCAGACGCAUUCUUUAAAAAUAGAAUGAAGAACAUUGCAGUUAGAAGAAAAAAUAUAUAAUCAUAUAAGCUAAGUUUCAAUUCAUCAUAAUAAUAUAUGCAUUGGGUAGUUGCCAUAGAGAACUUAAAAAGAAACUAAAAUAGAACCAACCUUUCUCCAUUAAUUUGAGACGUGUGACAUGCACGUUUCAAACAUGGCACAACAAAUAAAAAAAGCAUACAUACUGUAGACAUUAUAAGGUCUACUUCAAGACAAAUAGAAUAUAUUAAUAUAGAGAUAGUGAAUAUGCUCUAAUUAACCCUUAGUUGCCUUUUAUCUCUCUGUGCCAGUAUGGAGUCGAUUGACUGAAAUUCAACCUAAAUCCUAGGAAAAGGUGGGAAGGUGUAUGUCCGCCUCGUUUUUAGGUGUGAGAUCCUUAUACAUGGUUUUUGAAGUUAAGCUCAAAACCCAGGGGCACGAUGUUGUCUUGUAGGACAGAAAGUUUGGCAGUACACAGAAGUUGCGUCGUGCAUAGUGCUAUCUUCUUUGAUUAUUUUGGUAGAUAGUAAUGAAGUUCUGGGGUAUUCACUUUGGCAUGAAUUUUAGUUUCCUGUUAAUAACAGAAUCAAUAUUUAGAUAGAUUACAAAAAAUAUAUAUUUAGAAUGAAUAACUCGUGCUGUGAAAUACAUUUACCUCUUUAUCAUGAGAGACAAUAUCCAAUGUUUUCAUGUUUCCAUCAUGUUGUGGUACUUGGUAAACCCUCACGGCUCGCAUGCGAAGUGCCCAAUAUGCACGACUGUCGUUCACUUCGGAAAAACAACCACAUCCCGACCCUUCCCCUUGAUGGGCCACUUGCCAUUGUAGGACACUGCUCUCAACACAAAAGGUAUGAUAGUAUUCGUCUGAACUGUAUAUGUGAGUUCCACGGGAUUUUCAAUGCAGGGAUGGUUGUAUUUAUAGCCAUAUCAAUGGUUGUGCAGUGAGUGGGGUUAGGAAGUGGGAGAAAUGUGGAGAAAGUGGGCUGAUGGAACUGCCCACUACCAGUAAUUUUUUGUUUUAUUUAUUGAAAAGUUAAUAGUGUGGGAAACUGACAAAGGCGUGCCUUCUUAUGUGCGAACUGCCCCUUCCAUUAAUUCUCUAUUAUGUUUAUUAUUAUUAUUAAUUAUUAUUAUUUCAUGGUAUAUAACAGAUGAUAGAAUUUUAUUAUGCAUAUGCUAAUAUUAAUUUUGCCUUUUUUAGGAAUGACUCACAUGAUAAGUUUAUUAUAUUACGGAGUAUAUUUUUUUUAUAAAUAUGCAUCAGUGGAGGUAGAUUUCAAAAUUGUAUCAUUAUUAUUAAUUCUACAAAUAUUACAAACUUUAAAAUCCUGAUAUAGCAAUACUAAUAAUAAUUUUUCCUUUUUCAGGUGAGGAUUACAUGAAGUUGAGGCAAAUGUGUGAUCGUGCAAUAUUUUUUUAUGUUGAAAUGUUUGUUUAUUAAUAAUAGCAAUAUUUUUUUUAUUCUGAAUCAUGUGUUAGUUGGUGUGGUCUCUAGUGGAUCUGAUUGAUAAAAAGUAAUACGUCUGAUUAAUAAUUAAAAUAGUAUGCUGAAAUAAUAAUUUAAACAAAGUAAUUAAUAAUAUCAGGAAUAUUUC
Molecule: messenger RNA, 2432 nt
Organism: Cuscuta campestris
Lineage: Eukaryota; Viridiplantae; Streptophyta; Magnoliopsida; Solanales; Convolvulaceae
Source: the annotation of a GenBank genome assembly